AACUUGCUGCUGUGUUUCAACAUGGCGGACGAAGCUCGCUCUCCGGCCAAAAAGCGAAGGAAAACCGAGAAGAGAAUCUUAGAUCGGGACAAGAAGAUUGAAGAACAAGAGCAGUCGGCUAAGGCAACAAACAAAGAGGAGACAAACGUCUCAGAUGUCAAAGACAAACUGAGAGAAGCACUCAAAGUUGACCUUCCUCAAGACUUCUUUGAUUUUUGGGAGUUUUGCAAGACCAUCAAAAGCGAUAAUCCAUGUGGGGCAUUAAGUGAUUCUCUUGGCUUAAAGCUGGUUGGUCCAUAUGAUAUAUUAUCUGGAUCAUUUGAUGACAUCAGUGAGUCAGACAUCACAUCAUAUCACCUCCAUUGGAGAUAUUACUAUGAUCCACCAGAAUUCUUAACUGUCCUAAAAGGGGAUGAUAAAACAGGAUAUCAUGUGGGUUAUUACAGAGAUGACCCUAAGAGUCCUCCUGUGUUUGUAGCCUCUAACCAGGCUGAGAAGACUUGUGAGUUCACAGUGCUAGGAGAAAACCUUUUCGCUGCAGUCAGCAAGUUCCUUAGCGAUUUUAUGAAGAUGUCCAGUGCUAAAUCCAAACAAAAGUCACUGAAAGCUCUACAAGCUUCAUUGACAGUGCAAGCAAAAAAGUUGAAAUACAGCAUUGAGAUAGUAACACCUGCAAUCAAAGCUAGGAACAAGAGGGUUGUUAGCAAGACUUUUCAUAAAGCUGGGAUUGUAGUCCCUGUGGAUGCAAAUGAUGUUGGAUAUCGCCCUCUUACUGUGACUGAUGGUGAACUGAAGAAAAUUCUCAAGCGUAUCACGGAAGGUAAAACUGAAAGAGAGAAAGAGCAAGGUUCGGAAGAUCUCCAAGAAAUCAUGACUCUGGUACAGUUUGCGAAUGACGAAUGUGAUUAUGGCAUGGGACUCGAGCUGGGACUAGACCUGUUCUGUUUUGGAAGCGAACGUUUUCACAACACCAUCUUACAGCUGUUGCCUCUUGGGUACAGAUUACUUGGCAGAGAUGAGUUUGCGGAGAUAGCAGAGAUUCAUGUCAAGAACCGAAACAGGGCUUCACUAACCCAACUUCCAUCCUGAUUGAAUGAACUUUCAUGUUUAUCACGUUUCACGCAUCUCACGCAUUCUAUUAUGGAGUUCAGAUGACAGCGAAAGAAACCUCGUUGCAACCAUUUUAGUCAUGUCUAGCAUCUUAGAUAUAAUCGCAAAACAGGCUCCGAAAUAUUUUUUUUUAACUUUCGCGCCAAGUGGCGAUUAAAUAGCUUUGUCUCAAUCGAUCGAAUGGAACAAUUUUGUUGCCAAAGUGAAUUCAUAAACAGCUGAAAGCACAGAAAGAAAUUUUGCCAUAAACUUCGCGGGAGUUGGAUACUUGCAGCGCGUGUAAAGGACUGGGACCUAACAGCCGGUUAGAGCAUGCGCAUUCCGCACAUUUUAAUGCCAUUAAAACGGCGGCCAGUCGUGAAUGAUGAGAGGAUAUACGCCUUUGACAGAAAUUAAUUGCUAUUGUGUCAGAGAUACCAUAAUGAGCUAAUCUUUGUAACGGUACCCCGUAUGAAGAGCUUAAAGCGGCGUCAUUCAGGCUUAUGUAGACGGAAUGUUUGUGAAGAUAAAGUAGAACUUUGGAAGACCGCGAGAGAAAGAUAAAUGCUUAAAACAAAGUAA
Messenger RNA from Pocillopora verrucosa, 1671 nucleotides. RefSeq names its product histone PARylation factor 1. NCBI's taxonomy places the organism in Eukaryota, Metazoa, Cnidaria, Anthozoa, Scleractinia, Pocilloporidae. Gene Ontology annotation, cellular component: nucleus. The record is from RefSeq and is a predicted model, not a curated record. Gene Ontology annotation, biological process: DNA damage response; regulation of protein ADP-ribosylation. Gene Ontology annotation, molecular function: poly-ADP-D-ribose binding; histone binding.